CAGAGGAGCCAGGAAAAGGGCUGUAACCAGCAGUUUGGUUUCACUCCCUUGGCUUUGGUGCCUGUUUGCAUUACAGUCCCUGCUGGUGCCACUUCCUACACAGAGACUGUAGCUGUGAGCACUGUAGCCUACUAUUCAGCCCCAAGCCUAAGGAUGGAUGUUCCGGAGCACCCCAAGUUGCUGGAUGAAGAACUAUACUCCAGGCAGCUGGAUGUGUUGGGCAUACCUGCCAUGCAGAGGAUUCAGAAAGCCAAGGUCCUAUUGUCUGGCCUGCAGGGCUUAGGGGCUGAGGUGGCCAAGAACCUGGUCCUGAUGGGUGUGGGCAGCCUCACUCUACAUGAUCCCCAUCCCACCUGCUGGCCUGACCUGGCUGCCCAGAUUUUCCUGUCAGAGGAGGACUUGCAAAGGAGCAGGGCUGAAGCCUCUCACACACGCUUGGCUCAGCUCAAUGAAACUGUCCAGGUCUUCAUCCAUUCAGGUGACAUUACUGAGGACCUACUGCUGGACUUUCAGGUGGUGGUGCUGACUGCUUCGAAGCUGGAGGAGCAGCUGAAGGUGGGCACUCUGUGCCACACGCAUGGAAUUUGCUUUCUGGUGGCUGACACCCGGGGCCUUGUGGGGCAGUUGUUCUGUGACUUUGGAGAGGAUUUCAUGGUGCAAGACCCUACAGAGGCAGAACCCCUAACAGCUGCUAUCAAAGACAUCUCCCAGGGAUCCCCUGGCAUUAUCACCUUGAAAGGAGAGGUCAAUGGACAUUCCUUCCGUGAUGGGGACUUGGUGACUUUCUCAGGCAUCGAAGGGAUGGUUGAGCUCAACGGUUGUUCUCCCCAGCCUAUCCGUGUGCAGAAAGAUGGAUCCUUAGAAAUUGGGGACACAACAACUUUCUCCCAUUAUUUGCGUGGUGGGACUAUCACUGAAGUCAAGAGAUCCAAGACUGUGAAACAUGAAUCCCUGGACACAGCCCUGCUCCAGCCCCGUGUGGUGGCCCAGAGUACCCAAGAAGUCCACCGUGCUCACUGCCUGCAUCAGGCCUUCCGUGCACUGCAUGAGUUCCAGCACCUCUAUGGUCGGCUGCCCCAGCCCUGGGAUCCUGUUGAUGCAGAGACUGUGGUGGACUUGGCUCGGGCCCUGGAACCACUACAAGGGACAGAAGAACUGCUGGAUGAGGCUUUGCUGCGGACAAUUGCCCUGAGUAGUGCUGGUUGUUUGAGCCCCAUGGCAGCUUUUCUGGGAGCAGUGACUGCCCAGGAAGUCCUGAAAGCAAUCUCCAGGAAGUUCAUUCCCUUGGACCAGUGGCUGUACUUUGAUGCCCUUGAUUGUCUUCCAGAAGAUGAGAAGCUGCUUCCCAAUCCUGAGGACUGUGCACCGAGAGGCUGCCGCUAUGACGGGCAAAUUGCAGUGUUUGGGACUGGUCUUCAGGACAAACUGAGUCACCAGCACUACCUCUUGGUGGGUGCUGGUGCCAUUGGCUGUGAGAUGCUCAAAGGCUUUGCCCUAGUGGGCCUGGGAGCAGGCGGCGGCGGAGGCGUGGUUGUUGCUGACAUGGACCACAUAGAGCGCUCCAACCUCAGUCGUCAAUUCCUCUUCAGGCCCCAGGAUAUUGGUAGGUCCAAGGCAAAGGUUGCUGCAGCAGCUGCCCAGGGUCUGAAUCCAGACUUACGAGUGACUCCACUCACCUACCCACUGGAUCCAACCACAGAGAACUUCUAUGGGGACAACUUCUUCUCCCAUGUGGAUGGCGUGGUUGCUGCCCUUGACAGUUUCCAGGCCCGACAUUAUGUAGCUGCUCGAUGUACUCACUAUCUGAAACCACUGCUAGAGGCAGGCACCCAGGGCACCCAUGGCAGUGCUUCUGUGUUCAUACCACAUGUGACUAAGACCUACAGUGGCCCUGCCUCAGCUGGAACUUCUGAGGAUACCAUCCACCCUGUGUGUACCAUGCGCUACUUCCCCAGCACAUUUGAGCACACCCUGCAGUGGGCUCGGGAUGAAUUUGAGAGACUCUUCCAACUAUCUGCAGAGACCAUCAACCACUACCAACAGACAUGUACUUCCUUGGCAGACAUGGAUGGGCCACAGAUACUGACUUUGCUGCAGCAGGUGCUUGGUGUCCUGCGAGUGCGCCCACAGACCUGGAAAGAUUGUGUGGUGUGGGCCCUUGGCCACUGGCAGCUAUGCUUCCAUUAUGACAUCCUACAACAGCUGAGGCACUUUCCACCUGAUAAAGUGUUUGAGGAUGGCACUCCAUUCUGGUCAGGACCUAAACAGUGUCCUCAGCCUCUGGAAUUUGACAUUAACCAAGACACACACCUCUGCUAUGUGCUGGCAGCUGCCAACCUGUAUGCCCAGAUGCAUGGGCUCCCUGGUUCAUCAGACCAGACUGCACUCAGGGAGCUGCUGAAGUUGCUGCCACAGCCUGACCCCCAGCACCUGAACCCCAUCUUCACGAGUAACCUAGAGCUGGCUUCGGCUCCUGCUGAGUUUGGCCCUGAGCAGUUGAAGGAACUACAGAAGGCACUGGAAGUCUGGAGCAAGGGCUCGCCCCUGAAGCCUCUGCUAUUUGAGAAGGAUGAUGACAGCAACUUCCAUGUGGACUUUGUGACAAUGGCAGCUAGCCUGAGAUCUCAGAACUAUGGGAUCCUACCUGCCAACCGUGCCCAGAGCAAACGAAUUGUGGGUCGGAUUAUCCCAGCCAUUGCUACCACUACAGCAGCUGUGGCAGGCCUCCUGGUCCUGGAACUGUACAAGGUGGUGGGCGGGACACAGCCCCUUGGUGCCUAUCGUCACAGUUAUCUAAAUCUGGCUGAAAACCGUUUUGACCGCUGGGUACCUUCUGCCCCAACGAUCCAGACGUUCCAGCACCUGAAGUGGACCUCUUGGGACCGCCUGAAGGUGCCUGCUGUGCAGCCUGAGAGGACUCUGGAGUCAUUGCUGGCCUAUAUCCAGGAACAACAUGGGCUGAGGGUGAGGAUGCUGCUGCAUGGUACUGCCCAGCUCUAUUCGGCAGAAUGGCCACCUGAAAAGCAGAUCCAGUUCCUGCCCCUCAGGGUGACAGAACUGGUUCAGCGGGUGCCUGAGUCUGGUCUGCUGGUCCUGGAACUGAGCUGUGAGGGUGAGGAGGAUGAAACUGCUUUCCCACCUCUGCACUAUGAGCUGUGACAAGGCAGCCACCACCCCACCACCUGGCUCUAUUGAGCCCUGCAUCUGAGUCCACAGCAGAUACUCAAUAAAUGCUUGUUGAAAGAAGACAU
Messenger RNA from Castor canadensis (American beaver), 3251 nucleotides. It is a transcript of the gene Uba7, whose product is annotated as ubiquitin like modifier activating enzyme 7. NCBI's taxonomy places the organism in Eukaryota, Metazoa, Chordata, Mammalia, Rodentia, Castoridae. Gene Ontology annotation, molecular function: SUMO activating enzyme activity; ISG15 activating enzyme activity. Gene Ontology annotation, biological process: DNA damage response; ISG15-protein conjugation; innate immune response. Gene Ontology annotation, cellular component: SUMO activating enzyme complex; cytoplasm. The record is from RefSeq and is a predicted model, not a curated record.